AAAAAAAAAAAAAAAAUCAAACUCUUGACAAAAAAAAAUGCAUCUCUCUCUCAAAAUCUUGAUCGUUCUUUCGUUUCUUCUUCUGCCUCCAUCAUCUUCUUCUUCACAAACCCUUAAUCAUCAAAGCAGCUUUUUAAACCCUUUUUUGCAACAUAAAAAUUGUUCACUAAAAGAUUAUAUUCUAAGUAUAGCAAAUCAUGUGGACACAGCAGAUUGGAUCAAGAACAUAAGAAGGGAGAUUCAUGAAUAUCCAGAACUGGCUUUCGAAGAAAUCAGAACAAGUUCGGUUAUCCGGCGAGAACUUGAGAAGAUGAGUAUCGGGUACAGGUGGCCUGUGGCCAAGACCGGAGUAGUCGCAGUGAUUGGCUCUGGUUUACCGCCGUUUGUAGCACUUAGAGCAGACAUGGAUGCUUUACCCCUUCAGGAACUGGUUGAGUGGGAGCAUAAAAGCAAAAUUGAUGGCAAGAUGCAUGCUUGUGGACAUGAUGCUCAUGUUGCAAUGCUUCUCGGUGCUGCUAAGAUAUUGAAACAACUCGAAAGCGAAUUACAGGGCACAGUGGUUUUGAUAUUUCAACCAGCUGAAGAAAGAGGUGAAGGAGCAAAAGAGAUGAUUAAAGAAGGUGUUCUUGAGAAUGUAGAGGCCAUUUUUGGGCUACAUUUAGUCCUGAGCUCUGAUUCUGGUGUUGUUGCAACCAAGCCAGGCGAGUUUUUGGCCGGGUGUGGUUGCUUCAAGGCAGUGAUCCAUGGCAAAGGAGGCGAUGCCGCCAUCCCACAAGAUUCUGUUAAUCCCAUUUUGGCUGUUUCGGCUUCUAUAAUUAGCUUACAACAUAUUGUUUCUCGAGAAGCAGACCCCUUGGACACUCCUGUGGUUUCGGUAGCAAUAGUGGAAGGUGGAAGUGAGCUUAAUGUGAUUCCUGAUUCAGUUUCCAUGGCUGGUACUUAUAGAGCUUUUAGCAAAAAGACCUUCUAUGCACUUGGAGAAAGAAUAAAAGAGGUGAUAAAAGCGCAAGCGUCUGUAUACGGAUGCUCCUCUGUGGUUGAUUUAGAAGGAAAUGAUUAUCCAAGUGUCCCCCCAACCGUGAACGACAAGAGGAUAUACGAGCACGCGGUACAAGUAUCGAGUAUGAUUGUGGGUGAACAUAACAUAGAAUUGAGCCCUCCUUUUAUGGGAAGUGAAGAUCUAGCCUUCUACUUGGAAAAGAUUCCGGGAACAUUAGCUUUUCUUGGCAUGCGAAAUGUGAAGGCUGGCUUUGUGCAUUCACCACACAGUCCAUACUAUACAGUUAAUGAACAAGUGCUUCCUACAGGAUCUGCACUUCAUGCUGCUUUCGCCUAUACAUACCUCUUAAAUCAACUCCUAGCUAAUUAAGUAAAUAAUCAUAUAAAAUCAUCAUGUAAGUAUGAAUAUGCAGAUAUAUAUAUUGUGUGUCCCAUUGAAUAACAUCUAAGUUUAUAUCCGGUUGAUAAUAGAGUACUGUAUAUGCUA
Molecule: messenger RNA, 1486 nt
Organism: Helianthus annuus (common sunflower)
Lineage: Eukaryota; Viridiplantae; Streptophyta; Magnoliopsida; Asterales; Asteraceae
Product: IAA-amino acid hydrolase ILR1-like 4
Exons: 5
Coding region: 38-1369 (443 amino acids)
Biological process (GO): auxin metabolic process
Cellular component (GO): endoplasmic reticulum
Molecular function (GO): IAA-Ala conjugate hydrolase activity
Source: RefSeq, a predicted model, not a curated record